UCCCUCCUACCCCACCAGACCCCAGUCACAAAUUCCUGGCUUGCUUCUUCCAAACUUCACUCAGCCCCAGGGAUGGCUCUGCAGGAUAUGUGCAAGUGGCAGUCCCCUGACACCCAGGGACCAUCACCUCACCUGCCUCGGGCUGGUGGCUGGGCUGUGCCCCGGGGCUGUGACCCUCAAACCUUCCUGCAGAUCCAUGGCCCCAGAUUGGCCCAUGGCACUACCACCCUGGCCUUCCGCUUCCGUCAUGGAGUCAUUGCUGCAGCCGACACGCGUUCCUCCUGUGGCAGCUAUGUGGCGUGUCCAGCCUCAUGCAAGGUCAUCCCUGUGCACCAGCACCUCCUGGGUACCACCUCUGGCACCUCCGCCGACUGUGCUACCUGGUAUCGGGUGUUACAGCGGGAGCUGCGGCUUCGGGAACUGAGGGAGGGUCAGCUGCCCAGUGUGGCCAGUGCUGCCAAGCUCUUGUCAGCCAUGAUGUCUCGAUACCGGGGACUGGAUCUCUGUGUGGCCACUGCCCUGUGCGGCUGGGACCGCUCUGGCCCUAUGCUUUUCUACGUCUAUAGCGAUGGCACCCGCCUGCAGGCGGAUAUCUUCUCUGUGGGCUCUGGAUCUCCCUAUGCCUACGGCGUGCUAGACCGUGGCUAUCGCUACGACAUGAGCACCCAGGAAGCCUACGCCCUCGCUCGCUGCGCCGUGGCCCAUGCCACUCACCGUGAUGCCUAUUCAGGGGGCUCUGUAGACCUUUUCCACGUGCGGGAGAGUGGAUGGGAGCAUGUGUCACGCAGUGAUGCCUGUGUGCUGUACAUGGAGUUACAGAAGCUCCUGGAGCCAGAGCCAGAGGAGGAUGCCAGCCAUGCCCAUCCUGAGCCUGCCACUGCCCACAGAGCUGCAGAAGAUAGAGAGCUCUCUGUGGGGCCAGGGGAGAUGACACCAGGAGACUCCAGGAUGCCAGCAGGGACUGAGACAGUGUGAGAAGCAGGACUUGGUUGGGGGUGGUGUAGGCCUGGGGAGCAGGUGGGAGGAUGAGCAGUGGGGGAGGGUCCUGUUGGCAGCAGCCUCACAGCAUCUGACUCUAGCCUGUAUGGGUUGCUGGCUUCAUUUAUUGCAAGUCUCUGUCCUUUCAUGACUCCCAGAGCUAUUAUGGCUCUGCCCAACAAGUUCCUGCUGA
Rhinopithecus roxellana (golden snub-nosed monkey) is the source of this 1171-nucleotide messenger RNA. RefSeq names its product proteasome subunit beta 11 (gene PSMB11). The record is from RefSeq and is a predicted model, not a curated record. The coding region runs from base 73 to 975 and encodes 300 amino acids. Lineage: Eukaryota; Metazoa; Chordata; Mammalia; Primates; Cercopithecidae. Gene Ontology annotation, molecular function: threonine-type endopeptidase activity. Gene Ontology annotation, cellular component: proteasome core complex. The transcript has a single exon.